Aricia agestis (brown argus) is the source of this 444-nucleotide messenger RNA. RefSeq lists its product as uncharacterized. Bases 1 to 444 code for a protein of 147 amino acids. The record is from RefSeq and is a predicted model, not a curated record. NCBI's taxonomy places the organism in Eukaryota, Metazoa, Arthropoda, Insecta, Lepidoptera, Lycaenidae. The transcript is spliced from 4 exons.
AUGGGAGUGAAAUUGAUAUUGCUCCUAGGUGCUCUGGCUGCGGUACUUUACUCAGUACAUAUUCUGGUCAAGGACUAUCAAGCACUGACGGCAUCUAAAGUGUUAAAGUUACUGUUCAAGAGAGAAACAGAUGGUCGAGACAAGCCGAUGCCUAGGGUGAGAUGGGGUCAGAUGCUUCGCUAUGAUCCUGUGCAGUGCGCCCGGUACCUCUAUUGUGCUCUUGGCUCGCAGCCGGGGGACAAUGGGCUCCGCCGAGGUCUCAUCAGCAUGCUCGACUUGGCUCCAGCAGAAGCGGAUCGGGAAGCGUACGAGACGUUUAAGUCGGCUUUCAUUCUAGGAAGAGCCAAACAAGCCCUAGAUGUAUGCACCAAAGAAUACCACUUAUGUCCAUUUAAUUUUAACGUAUUGUUGCACAUAGUACAGUACUUGUUAAAAAAUAAUUAA